Molecule: messenger RNA, 690 nt
Organism: Monoraphidium neglectum
Lineage: Eukaryota; Viridiplantae; Chlorophyta; Chlorophyceae; Sphaeropleales; Selenastraceae
Product: dihydropteroate synthase
Exons: 3
Coding region: 1-690 (229 amino acids)
Biological process (GO): tetrahydrofolate biosynthetic process
Molecular function (GO): dihydropteroate synthase activity
Source: RefSeq, a predicted model, not a curated record
AUGCGCGAGGACAGCGAGCUGGUGCACACCCCCAUAUCCAUAGACACCUACUCCGCCCGCGUCGCCGCCGCGGCUGCUGCUGAGGGCGCUGACGUCAUCAACGACAUCUCGGGGGGCGCGGUCGACCCGGAGAUGCUGCCCACCGCCGCGGCGCUCGGCCUGCCGAUCGUGCUCAUGCACAUGCGCGGGGAUAUGGACACGAUGUGGUCCCAGGAGAGCACAACAUACGGCACGUCAGUAGCGCUGGAGGUCGGCUGCGAGCUCGCAGCCCGAGCAGAGGCCGCCAUGGCCGCCGGCAUCCCUGCCUUCCACCUGAUCCUUGACCCCGGCCUGGGGUUCUCCAAGACGCAGCGCCAGAGCGCGGAGCUGCUGGGGGCGCUGCGGGAGAUGCGGGCUGCGGCGCUGCCGGGCGUGCUGGGGCGGCUGCCGCUGCUGGUGGGGCCGUCGAGGAAGCGCUUCAUCGGGUCCAUCACAGGCCGCGAGGACCCGAAGGACCGGGACCUGGGGACAGCGGCGGCCUGCGUGGUCGCGGCGGCGCAGGGCGCUGAGAUCAUGCGCGUGCACAACGUGGCCAUGGCGCGCGAGGCGCUGCGCGUCGUUGACUGCGUGUACCGCGGCACGCCGCUGGUGCGGCUCGAGUCGACGGCGGCGGCGUUCCCGGUGCACCCGGGGCGCAGCGGGGUAGCGUGA